AUGGGGUCUGCCUUCCAACAAUUGUGGGGCGAACAUGAAUUGUCCAACACAAGUGCCAGUGUCAUGUACCAAACUGUGGGUGACUCAUGGGGAGCCUUGCACAAACAUGUAGAGGGUCAACAUGCCUUUGGUGUGGCGUUUUUCGAUAUGCCAAUGGAGGAAUUACGAUUGGAUGUCAUGGCCUUGAAACAAGCCUUGAAGAAACGGAAAAAGGUGGUAUAUGAUUACACCGUCAAGGUGAAGCAAUCUCGAUCACUUCAAAAUCAAAUGGACAAGUUAAAGCAAGUGCCAGAUCUCAGUGCAAUUGCAGAGAAAUACUACAAGGUGGAACACUACCUCAAGGCCAAAGACUUGGAAGUGGCCGAAGCCAGGCAACUGAGCGAGACCAUGGGCUUGAGAUUGACCAGGGUCAUUGAGCGAUACACGAUUAUCACACGGCACAGGCCAGGUAUCUGA
This is a messenger RNA of Cylindrotheca closterium, 456 nucleotides long. The record is from the annotation of a GenBank genome assembly. NCBI's taxonomy places the organism in Eukaryota, Bacillariophyta, Bacillariophyceae, Bacillariales, Bacillariaceae.